This is a messenger RNA of Mus pahari (shrew mouse), 1777 nucleotides long. RefSeq names its product cytochrome P450 3A13. Lineage: Eukaryota; Metazoa; Chordata; Mammalia; Rodentia; Muridae. Gene Ontology annotation, biological process: oxidative demethylation; steroid metabolic process. Gene Ontology annotation, molecular function: iron ion binding; oxidoreductase activity, acting on paired donors, with incorporation or reduction of molecular oxygen, reduced flavin or flavoprotein as one donor, and incorporation of one atom of oxygen; testosterone 6-beta-hydroxylase activity. The record is from RefSeq and is a predicted model, not a curated record.
UGGCUUUCUUGAGUCAUAAACAACUGGGCAGGGAAGGGAGUUCAGCAGGCUCAGCCCUGAAAGGUGCAGCACACAAAAUUGAGAGUAAAACUUGGAGAGAGACUUGUUUAAAGAAAGCAGCAAUGGACCUGAUCCCAAACUUUUCCGUGGAAACCUGGAUGCUCCUGGCUGCCAGCCUGGUCCUCCUCUACUUAUAUGGAACUCAUUCACAUGGAAUUUUUAAAAAGUUGAAAAUUCCUGGGCCAAAACCUCUUCCUUUCUUGGGGACGAUUCUUGCUUACCAGAAGGGCUUCUGGGAAUGUGACAUACAAUGUCAUAAAAAAUAUGGGAAAAUAUGGGGGUUGUAUGAUGGUCGACAGCCUGUGCUGGCUGUCACAGAUCCAGACAUAAUCAAAACAGUGCUGGUGAAGGAAUGUUAUUCUACCUUCACAAACCGGCGGAGCUUUGGUCCAGUGGGGAUUUUGAAAAAAGCCAUCUCUAUAUCUGAGAAUGAAGAAUGGAAGAGAAUCCGAGCCCUGCUGUCUCCAACCUUCACGAGUGGGAAGCUCAAGGAGAUGUUCCCCAUCAUUAACCAGUAUACAGAUGUGUUGGUGAGAAACAUGAGGCAGGGAUUAGGAGAAGGAAAGCCCACCAGCAUAAAAGACAUCUUUGGGGCCUACAGCAUGGAUGUGAUCACAGCCACCUCAUUUGGAGUGAAUGUUGAUUCCCUCAACAACCCACAGGAUCCUUUUGUGGAAAAAAUCAAGAAGCUUUUAAAAUUUGAUAUCUUUGAUCCACUGUUCCUCUCAGUGACACUCUUUCCAUUCCUUACCCCAGUAUUUGAUGCACUAAAUGUCUCCUUGUUUCCAAGAGAUGUCAUAAGUUUUUUUAAAACUUCAGUAGAACGAAUGAAAGAGAAUCGCAUGAAAGAGAAAGAAAAGCAAAGAGUGGAUUUUCUUCAGCUGAUGAUAAACUCCCAGAAUUACAACACCAAAGAAUCUCAUAAAGGCACCUGCCACCUAUGAACCCUGCUACAGAUGGAGUAUCUAGACAUGGUGGUGAAUGAAACUCUCAGAUUAUAUCCAAUUGCUGGAAGACUUGAGAGGGUCUGUAAGACAGAUGUUGAAAUCAAUGGGGUAUUCAUUCCCAAAGGGACUGUGGUGAUGGUACCAACCUUUGCUCUUCACAAAGACCCGAAGUACUGGCCAGAGCCUGAGGAAUUCCGCCCUGAAAGGUUCAGCAAGAAGAAUCAGGACAGCAUCAAUCCUUACACGUACCUGCCCUUUGGGAGUGGACCAAGGAACUGCAUUGGCAUGAGGUUUGCUCUCAUAAACGUGAAAGUUGCUCUUGUCAGAGUCCUGCAGAAUUUCUCCUUCCAACCUUGUAAGGAAACUCAGAUCCCUUUAAAAUUAAGCAAACAAGGACUUCUUCAACCAGAAAAACCACUUCUUCUAAAAAUUGUGUCCAGAGAUGAGACUGUAAGUGGAGUUUGAUGUGUAAUGGUCUGUUACAAUGUUGUAUUCUGUGACCAGAAACCAAUUCAUAUUGUGAAUAAAUCCAGAGAUAAAAAUUGCAGUAAUUUUGUGCACUCCUGCAGGAUUCUGGGUGUUCUUUGAGCUUGCUCAGUCUCUGUGAAAGUUAUCUUCUGUGGAGCAUAAGGAUGUGAUGACACAAAUCCAAGAUAAAUAUAUCCAACUCCCUGGUUCUUGUGGGACUGCCUAUGUUCACUUCAUUGUUACUACUAAAUACUCUGAUUUCUGAUGAGAAAAUAAACACCAAUUACUAGUUUUAUCAACAA